AUGAUGGGGAAGAAGGGCAAGGGAGCGGCGAAUGCGGGCAAGAAGCGGCCGGACGACGAGCUGGUCGACCUCAUCUUCUCCUGGUCCCUCCUAGACGUCAUGAACCAGGACCUCUUCAGAGACAAGGCUAGCACGAUACCUGACAGGUUCUUCGGGCUCAAGAGCUACCUGGACGCGUUCAGGAUCCCGCUGCUGGAGGAGAUGCGGGCAGAGAUGAGCUCUAACCUGGAGCCGCUGCCCGACCACCCAUCGGCCGUGCCCAUACGGUCCCUGGUGCCCAGCAUUGGCAAGAGCUUGAGGAAUUUCGGCUUGGUGUACCGUGCCACGGUUGCCCGCGGCCGUGGAUCGCGUCAUGCGGCGCCGUGCAUCGGUGACAUCAUCGUGCUCUUGGACGGCAUGCCUCGCCGGCCGGCCGAGCUCGCGUGGAGCGGCUGCGGCUCGUACUGUGUCGCGCACGUCCAGGAUGUCGACCGCAACGGGUACGGCUUUGAGAUCAGAGCGUCCAGGAAAAUCGAAGACGCGAGCUGCUACGCUCUCGCUGUCAGCCUGCUCAGCUUCAUACCCUACGCGCGCAUCUGGCGGUGCCUGGACUACGACGCCGCCGUGAAGAGAAACCCUACCCUCGUCAAGGUGGUCGCCGGCGACGCGCAGAGCCCAUCGUUUCCGGCUGGGUCCUCGGCUCCAGCUCGUCGAGACACCGGCGGGACGGACGCAGACGUGGCGGCAAAACUGUCCACGUUCAAGCUCAACGACUCCCAGACGGAGUCCAUUCUGAGCUGCGUCAAGGCGACGCGGCAGCAGGACGGCGCGAGCAAGUUCAGCCUCAUCUGGGGCCCGCCCGGAACGGGCAAGACCAAGACGAUCAGCGUGCUACUGCUACUGCUUCUGACGAGCCAGACCAAAUGCCGCGUCCUGACGUGCGCGCCCACCAACACCGCCAUCAGCCAGGUCGCGUCCCGCCUUCUGACGCUGUGGAAGCAGCACGCCGCUGCCGACGGAGGCUGCCACGGCGAUCUGCUGCUGUUCGGCAACCGGGAACGCAUGGCCGUCGACGGUGAUCUGGGCGAGAUCUUCCUGGACACUCGCGUGAAGCGGCUCAAGAAGUGCUUCUCACCGGCGACGGGUUGGAGGCAUUGCCUUGUUUCACUAGAAGUGUUCCUGGGAGAACAAAGAACAGUCACGUGUCAGUACCAAGGAGAUUGCUUGCAGAAUGUCGGGACAAAAGUGGCUGAGACAUCUUUCGUCAGGUCGAGGCUCCAUCAGAUAUUUGAUACGCUGAGAAACUGCUUCAGACUAAUCAUGUCACAAGUCCCUAGAGCCGUCCUUUUGGAGAAGAACUACAAGAACAUUGUCCUACUGAUGGAAAUGCUCAAAGACUUCAGCAAGUUGCUUGGAAGGAAGAUCGUCGGAAACGAUGAAGCGAGCAAAUCAGAGUUCGCUCAAAAUCUUAUGCAAAGCAAGGCACGAAUCCUUGACGUCACGAGAACUCUCCUCCGGGAGCUGAAGCUUCCCGUGACACGCUCUGACUUCAGAAUCAAGAAGUUCUGCCUUGGAAGCGCGCCCUUUAUUUUCUGCACGGUGUCUGGCUCGGCCAAACUGAAUAAUCAGAAGAUGGACCUGCUGCUCAUCGACGAGGCUGCGCAGCUGAAGGAAUGCGAGUCCCUCAUACCAAUGCAACUCUCUGGACUGAAGCACGCUGUUCUUAUUGGCGAUGAGUGUCAACUACCAGCAACCGUGAAAAGCAAGGUUUCAGACACCGCAUUGCUGGGCAGGAGCCUGUUUGAGAGGCUAAGCGCGCUGGGACAGAAGAAGCACCUUCUGAACAUUCAGUACAGGAUGCACCCUUCUAUAAGCAUCUUCCCAAACUUGAGCUUCUACGACAAGAAAAUUUUGGAUGGCGCGAAUGUCACGCAGGAGGGCCACGCGCGUAAGUACCUUCAAGCUGCAAUGUUUGGGCCGUACUCAUUCAUCAAUGUCGAAGGAAGAGAAGAUCCCGGUCGGAGCAAGCGAAACAUGGCCGAGGUAGCUGUCAUAUUGGAGAUAUUGAACGCUCUAAAAAUAGCUUGUAUCAGCAGCCGGCAAGGAGUUUCUGUUGGGGUGAUCAGCCCAUACGCAGCUCAGGUGGAGGCAAUUCAGCAGAAGAUAGGGGACGCCAAAGCCAUGCAUCCCCUGACUCUGCGCGUCAACUCCAUGGAUGGAUUCCAAGGCAGCGAGGAAGACAUCAUCAUCCUGUCAACCGUCCGGUCUAACAGUGCAGGAUCCAUCGGCUUCCUGUCCAAUCUCCGACGCGCCAACGUCGCUCUGACGAGGGCAAGGCACUGCCUCUGGAUCCUGGGCAACGCGGCGACCCUUUGCGGCAGCGGUUCCAUCUGGGAGGAACUGGUCCAGGACGCCGUGGAUCGCCGCUGCUUCUUCAACUGGGGAGACAGCGCGGGAGUUUCUUCUCCCAUCACUCCGUGGCGGAAAUGGAAUGCAGCCGCAGUUGGAUUUGGAUCAGACUUUGGCGUGCACGUCCCUGCUGCGUGCCGCGGAUGCGAAGCUGACAUUUGCGGUGCACUAGGCUCCCUGCGUCUAGCUGAGUGA
Miscanthus lutarioriparius is the source of this 2583-nucleotide messenger RNA. The record is from the annotation of a GenBank genome assembly. NCBI's taxonomy places the organism in Eukaryota, Viridiplantae, Streptophyta, Magnoliopsida, Poales, Poaceae.